Molecule: messenger RNA, 807 nt
Organism: Colletotrichum orchidophilum
Lineage: Eukaryota; Fungi; Ascomycota; Sordariomycetes; Glomerellales; Glomerellaceae
Exons: 1
Coding region: 1-807 (268 amino acids)
Source: RefSeq, a predicted model, not a curated record
AUGCCGCCCGCAUCCCAACACUUGAACAUGAAGCCACUGUUCGAUACCCCUGCAGACGAAGCUCCGCCGCCGUACGAAGAAAAACCCCGCACGAACCCGGCACCACCGCCCCGAGUGAGUCCAGGCCCAGGGCCGUCGUCGGGACCGCAGGUAGCUCGCCAGUUCCCGCCGGCCUUCAAUGUCUACUCGCAGAGCUUCAGCAGGACGAUGCUCCUCGGCGAGCACCAGCAUCAGCCGUUCUAUGGCUUGUCGAUACACAGUGGGCUGAGCAGCUCGCCGCCCAUUGUGCUGCACUCCGGGCCGUCAGACAAUUUCCCGCCGCUCGCGUCAGUAGAGUACCACAGCUUCAGCAGCCGGAUGAGCAUAACGCUGCCGCCUGCGCCGACACGUACUCCAGGUGGUGCGCCCAUCAUCGAAUUGGAAUCGAAAACCGACUUUCCUUCGUCGAGCUACAUUUUUGCCAUAGGCGUUGGACCGAAUUGUGAAAGACUGGAGCAGUUUGAAUGGAGAACAAGCUCUGGCGAAGCGAUCGCUGCGCUGGGUGGCCGAAGCAGGGGCUGGAAACUGGUCAGGUUGGCUCAGUCAGUACCUCAAAACGCCGGACCUGGAGCUUUCAGGGGAGGUGAUGGAAACGAAAUAGUCGCUGUCUGGACGGAUGCUGGAAUGAGCAUGACCAAGGAGGCCAAGUUUGCAUUCGUGGGCAGUGGGCUGACGGGUGAGCUGGGCGAACGGUGGGCAAUCAUGGCAGUCAUCUCUGGCUUGGCUAUCUUUGAGCGACAAAGACAGCGAAGGCGCAACAAUAGCUGA